AUGGAGUCCUCCGAAGGUCAGCUCGCGCUCAUCAAAGUGUGGGCCAACGGUACCGGCUUCGAAAUCGACACAACCAAAUCACCAAAGGCCAACUUCGCUGGCCUAGCAAAGGCGCAAGGAUGGGUUGGGGGUGACGCGAAUUGGCGGCUGCAUUGGGAGGCGUGCUUCAAGGAACUGUAUCUGUUCGGCCACCGCGAAGCUUCUGCAACACCUACGACGCCUGCGACAUCUGCCGCCACGUUAGAUCUGGCAGGUCGUUCUCGCAGACGUCUCUCCAGUAGCUCUGACAACUCUGCUGUAUCGGUUGACUCGAAUUUCUCCUUGAUCUCAGCUGCACCUAGCGUCCAGUCCCUUGACACAAAUGGCUCGAUCAUGGGAGGUGUUAUUCUUGGUCUUGAGUCUGUGACAGUUGAGAAUAUGAGGAAUGUGUCAUGCCCGGCUACUGAUACCGAACCUCAACAUUCCAAGGCUUCAGCCAAAUUGACUCACUCUGUAGAGGGUACGACGUCAGCAUCGCAGUCUGGUACUACAGAUGAUGCGCAACCCCUGCCCGAUGGUAGCCCUUUCUGGUAUCAGUACCCUGGCUUCGAACCGGACCCCCGCGCUUCUUUCAAAGACGAGCUUGGCCGCCUGUGCAAACAUGUAGGUGCGAAAACAAAGGGAGAGAAGAAAACCCUCCAAGCUAAGGCGCUCACGGCGGAGAUCGAGUAUCAUUACGGUGCUUCCAUGAGCAGGCUUGAUCGUUGGCAAGAACUGUGCGAAGAAGUUGGUAUUGAGAAGAUACCCACAUCGAUUACUCAAUGCCAGAAAGUCUUGAAACCUGUCUUCGUCAACCUCUUCAACCUCAUCGAUCAUAGGCGCAACCCGGACCUCAAGGUACUGCGAUUCCAGUCGUAUGGCGAGUUCAGCAAGUUCACAAAGAAGGGACAUGAGUUUCCACGAAGUUGCGCAAAGCAAGAAGGGUUCAUUAGGGCUCUGCUGAAGAAGAUAUAA
Molecule: messenger RNA, 993 nt
Organism: Ascochyta rabiei
Lineage: Eukaryota; Fungi; Ascomycota; Dothideomycetes; Pleosporales; Didymellaceae
Exons: 3
Coding region: 1-993 (330 amino acids)
Source: RefSeq, a predicted model, not a curated record